This is a messenger RNA of Mya arenaria, 4807 nucleotides long. RefSeq names its product 3-ketodihydrosphingosine reductase-like. Gene Ontology annotation, molecular function: 3-dehydrosphinganine reductase activity. Lineage: Eukaryota; Metazoa; Mollusca; Bivalvia; Myida; Myidae. Bases 43 to 1032 code for a protein of 329 amino acids. Gene Ontology annotation, biological process: sphingolipid biosynthetic process. The transcript is spliced from 9 exons. The record is from RefSeq and is a predicted model, not a curated record. Gene Ontology annotation, cellular component: endoplasmic reticulum membrane.
AACGAGCACUACUAAAUUUGACAACAGGUGUUUGUUUUCAGAAUGUUUUGGCUAAUUCUCUUUUCUAGUGUGUUUGUUUUUGGCCUUGCAAUACUUGCCAAGACAUUUGCUUCGAAAACUGCAAAGCUUGACGGACGACAUGUUGUUAUAACCGGAGGUUCAAGUGGCAUUGGGAAAUCAAUGGCUAUACAGGCUGCUCAAAUGGGAGCUAGUGUAACAAUAAUGGCAAGAAAUAAGGAAAAGCUUGAUGAAGCUAGGACAGAGAUUCAGGGCCACUUGAAGGCAAACAUGAAGGUGGAGACUAUAUCAGUUGAUCUGUCCACCAGUUAUGAUGCUGUCAAGUCCGCAAUGCAGCAGGCUGAGGGAAAAUGUGGUCCAGUGUUUAUGUUGGUCAAUUCAGCUGGUUCAUCUGUCAGUGAAGCAUUUGUAGAUCUCAAACCUGCAGACUUUCCAAAAAUGAUGGAGAUGAACUACUACAGUGCAGUCUACGCCACCAAGGCAGUAGUCGAUUCAAUGGUUGGGCAGCAAGCUGGGCGUAUUGUGUUUCUAUCAAGCCAGGCAGGACAGAUUGGACUGUUUGGAUUCACAGCCUACAGCGGGGCAAAGUUUGCCCUCAGAGGCAUGGCAGAGGCUUUACAAAUGGAGUUGAGGCCCCACAACAUAUUUGUCACAGUGUCCUUCCCACCUGACACAGAUACUCCAGGAUUUCAGAAAGAACUGCAGGCAGGAAAGCCAAAAGAGACAGUUUUGAUAUCUGAAACGGCUGGGCUGUUCAAAGCUGAUGAAGUUGCUCGCACAAUAUUGACUGACUCUCUGCAUGGGAAGUUUAUGAGCUAUGUUGGUCUGGAUGGCUGGAUGUUAGCCAGUAUCACUGCUGGAAUGUCUCAAGCUUCUUCAUUGGUUGAAGUCAUUACCCAGGUGCUGUUGAUGGGGAUACUGCGCCUAGUCGGGCUGUUCUACCUUUCCAGUUUUGAUAAGAUUGUGCUGCGCUGUAAACAAGAAAAAGAUGCGGGCAAACAGAAGUCCUCAUAGCUGAGACAAAUUUUAGAAUAUUCUUAAUUUUAGUUUAUACUUAUUUAUAUUUACUUUAGUUGUGUCUUCAUAUAUGUUUGUAUCAAAAUUAGAAUUUCUUAAGAGUAUUUUCAUUAAAGAUGUAAUGUCCAGUAAAUGGUGUUACUUUAAGAUAUAUUUAUUUAUAAGUUGAAAAAAGUAUAGUUCAAGGAAUCCUAUCAACAUUGUUAAGCUAGUUAUUUUGUUGCCACAAUGGUGCACGUUAGGGGUACUUUUUUAACAUUUGGACAUAAAAGGGUGAAGGUAUUUGAGUUCAUGUUCUUUUAUGUUUGUGUGUGUUUCUUAUUAUUUAUCAUCGUUACUUUUAUUAUCCCCCGCCUAUGAAAUAGGGAGGGGGAUAUUGAAAUGGCGUUGUCCUUCCGUCCUUCCUUCCGUCCUUCCUUCCGUCUGUCCGUCCGUCCGUCCGUCACCUGCGUUUUCUCAGUAACUAGCCGGUAUAAUUUCAUGAAACUUAAAAUAAAUAUGAACCACUAUACUGGAAUGAUGCCCGUCCAAAAAAAAAUUUGAUUGGUCAAUUGUCCUUGGAGUUAUGCCAUUUCUCAGUCACUAGCUGGCAGAAUUUCAUGAAACUUAAAAUAAAUAUGAAUUACUAUACUGGGAUGAUGCCUGUUCAUUUUUUUUUUGAUUGGUCAAUUGUACUUGGAGUUAUUGCCCUUGGUUUUUUGAAAAACUUUCAUUUACAGCCAUUUCUCAGUAACUAGUUGGUAGAAAUUCUUGAAACUUGAAAUAAAUAUGAACCAACAUACUGCGAUGAUGCCUGUUUAUUUAUAUUUUGGAUUGUGUAAUUUCUAUAUGAAUUAUUUUCCCUUGAUUUAUUAAAAGAUCCAUGUUUGCAGCCUUUUCUAUGCAACUAGCUGGUAGAAUUUCAUGACACUUGGAAUAAAUAAGAACCAACAUACUGUGAUGAUGCCUGUCUAUUUUUCUUUUGGAUUGGUCAAUUUUCCUUAGAGUUAUUGCCCUUGAUUUAAUUUUAUAAAAAAUGAUUGUUUGCAGCCGUUUCUCAGUAAAACCAAUGUGCUUAUCUUAUUCUUUCUGAGAUUUUUUUUAACCUUCAAGCACAAACAAGCCAUCAAGCACAAACAAGCCAUCGUUGGCGGGGGAUAUCUUUUCACUGAAAAUGCUUGUUUAGCAUUUGGACAUUCAUUUUGUUCCCCUUAACGCCACAAAUACACUGAAGCAUACCAAUGUAAAACAAUAUUAGUUGGGCAAUAACUCCAAAGUAACAAUAAGUUGUUCAAUAAUUGAACAAAAGUUACAUAUAAAUGAUUUAGUAGCCAAUUCCUUUAAAUAUUAAUAACACUAUUUUUCCACGAAACACUGAUGCAGAUCGACUUCUGUCAAUUUUCAUCGCCAUUUUGGUUUACAGAUAGAUAGUGACAUUUUUUUUUUUGAUUAGUAGCUUGUGUGUUAUCUUUUUGCAAGAUACUUUUAGCGCUAGAAUUUUUGUUUAUAUGGACUAGUUCUCUUAUAGAUACAUUUACCUAAAAGUAAAAUGUUGAUGCCUGGUGAUUAUUUAUAAGGUACUUGCUUGCGGUUUAUGGAAAUGCCAAAUAUAUGACCCAAAGUUAAUCAUGUUAUAACAUAACAAUUUGUAUAUUUGCUUUUUAUUUCAAGGGAAAUCAGACAUAUUUUGCAAUUUUUUAAGGAUUUUUUUUUUUGAAAUAUUUAGUUUUUCUGCACAAAACUCUGCAUCAAAAAUUAACUUCGAAUACCUCAAAGUGUUUUAAACAGUUUAAAAAACAACAUGUGUCAGUAUAAAUGUUCAGUGACUGUUAAGGAUGUACGGGGAAAUGGAAACCAUAUCGUUUCCUGCGCCCCGUAUGUCCCAUUUCAGGUCACCUUCUAACCCCUUAACGUAUAUAUCAUGUUGACAACCUGUUUCCAUGUUAAAAUGUUUCAUUUAUUCAUCGGAAUCUGAAAAUAGACAUCGAUUUGGGUUAUUCAAUAUGGAAAAUCUUGCGUCACCACGAGACCAGUCCUGGACCAAUGGCGUCAUUUAUGUUGGAGGCUUGAUAUUAAACACUACGCAUAGUCUUCUUUGUUAGGAAUCAUGAUCGAUGGACCCUAAUACUGUUAAUUAUUUGUGCCUUGCAAAUUUGCAUGUUGUAUUGUUGAACACAAAAAUAAUAUUCAAAUGCAUUAAGAAGUAUGCUUAUAUAUAUCAGUGUUUAAUUUUUUGCUUCCUUAUAUAUAGUUUUAAAUAAAUGCCAAAAAUGUACAAAUAUUAAGCUUGUCUGUUUUUUAAAGAGUAAUAGUGAAGGCAUUGCCCUAGCCCUGGUGUCCAUUUCUUUGGCGGCAAAAACUUGAACCUUGGCCUUUAAUAAAAAAACAUUCAAGACAUUCAAAUGAAACUUGGUACACAUGUUGCCAAACACAAAGUGCACAUGUUCACCAAGGCCUAUUACUCUGGCUUAAGUAAAUAAUAAAGUUAUGUCUCUAAUUGACUGAAAAGCCUCAAAAACAGACGAGCAUUGAUGUUGGCUCUGCAGUGCUCUUGUUAUAGCUAUACAUGUUUGCCAUUUAAGUUCUUUUCUUUUAAAAUAGCCUCAUUAUGCCCCCCUUCAAAGAAGAGGGGUAUAUUGCUUUGCACAUGUCGGUUGGUCUGUCGUUAGACCAAAGCUUGUCCGACUGAUAACUCAACAAUUCCUGGACGUAUGGUCAUCAAACUUAACCUGAAGGUUGGGUCUGACCAGUAGAUGACCCCUAUUGUUUUGGGGGGUCAUCGGGCCAAAGGUUAAGGUCACAGUGACCUUGAAUGGUAAAAGGUUGUAAUUGUGAUAACUCGACAAUGCCUGCACCCAUGGCCCUCAAACUUGAUUUGGAGGUUGGGUCUGACCAGUAGAUGACCCCUAUUGUUUUUGGGGGUCAUAGGGCCAAAGGUCAAGGUCGCAGUGACCUUGAAUGGUAAAAGGUUGUGCGAGUGAUAACUCGACAAUGCCUGCACCCAUGGCCCUCAAACUUGACUUGGAGAUUGGGCCUGGCCAGUAGAUGGCCCCUUUUGAUUUUAAGGGUCAUUGGGCCAAAGGUCAAGGUCACAGUGAUCUUGAAAGCAAACUCGACCAUUCCUGGACCUAUGGUCAUCAAACUUGAACUGAAGGUUGGGCCUGGCCAGUAGAUGACCCCUCUUGACAUUGGGGUUAUUGGGCCAAGGUCAAACUCACAGUAACCUUUAACACAAAAAAGUUAACAAAUCUUCUCCCAGUGAUAUCUCAACAAUGACUGAACCUAUGAUCAUCAAACUUGACAUGGAAGUUGGGCCUGACCAGGAAAUGACCCUUAUUGAUUUUAGGAGUCAUUGGGUCAAAGGCCAAGUUCACAGUGACCUUGAAUGCGAAAAUGUUUCAAGUGAUAACUCGACAAUGACUGCACCCAUGGCCCUCAAACCUGACUUGGAGUUGUGUCUGACCUGUAGAUGACCCCUUAUGAUUUUAGGGGUCAAAAGUCAAGGUCACAGUGACCUUGAAUGAAAAAAGCUCGUCUGUGUGAUAACUUGUCAAUGCCUGCACCCAUGGCCCUCAAACUUGACAUUUAGAUUUUUGGUGACCAGCUGAUGACUCCUAUGGAUUUUGAGGUCAUAGAGUCAAAAGUCAUGGUCAUAACACUCUCUAUCCUCACACUUUGAAUGGUCAUAAUCUUAAAACUGCCUCAACGGCAUCCAAUGUCAGUGACAAAUCAGCUGUCAUUUCGGUCCAAGCAUAUUUCAUACCAUUGUUCAUAUUAUCCCAACAACAUGGUG